Messenger RNA from Juglans microcarpa x Juglans regia, 1737 nucleotides. RefSeq names its product probable hexosyltransferase MUCI70. The coding region runs from base 184 to 1602 and encodes 472 amino acids. The transcript is spliced from 6 exons. Lineage: Eukaryota; Viridiplantae; Streptophyta; Magnoliopsida; Fagales; Juglandaceae. The record is from RefSeq and is a predicted model, not a curated record.
AUACGGAACCGGACUUGGUUAAUUGGAGGCAUAGGUAUCUCUGCCCCGUGCAAAUUCGAAAACGAUACCGUUCUAACUUCAAACCACGACCAUUCUCUGCAAUCACAAGCUGCCGACGCCAUCACCACCACCGAGACCACUCCCUUCCAAGGUCUCCAUGACCGUUGUUUACCGCCACCGCCAAUGUCGUCCUCCACGGUCAACCACCCCACUAUAUCGAUCACGGUAUCAGACGAGGAGUCUGACGACCGCUCUCGUCUCCUCCGGGCCCGACGAAAGCGCCGUAAACAGCAUUCCCUAAGCUCUCGGAGCAAGACGAAUAAAGAUCUCCUCGUCAGGGCUCUGAGGAAAGUGGUCAGAUGGUGGCCCAUCAUUCUGUUCGUGCCUGCAAUGGGGCUGCUCCUUUUCGAGGUGUCGAGGGUUUUCGAGAAACAACCGGAUCCAUCGGUUACAUUGGUCCCGAGUUUCGGGAGGAAGGUUUCGGUUGGGAACUUGAACCGGUCGGACCCGAGGACGCGUGCUGUUCAUGGAGGCAGAGAGCGUUGCUUAAAGAUUUUGCCACCAGAGGAGCUUGAACAUCUGGAAAUUCCUUCUGUGGAAUCACCAAGUUUUCCUAUUGAUAGAAUAGAGUACGUCUCGGAGACUGAUGGAGCUAACAUUCACAGCAACGCUGACCUUAUUCAGCAUCAUACUAAUGCUACGCGAUUUAAUUUGUUUACCGGAUACCAAACAAUUCUUGAGAGAGAGCAGAGCUAUAAGGUGAAUGAAACUGCUGUGGUGCAUUGUGGUUUCUACAGUGAAAAUGGGGGGUUUAAGAUAACUGACGAGGACAAGAGGUACAUGCAAAGUUGUGAAGUUGUAGUGUCUACUUGUGCAUUUGGUGGUGGAGAUGAUCUAUAUCAACCUAUUGGAAUGUCAGAGACAUCACUUAGAAAGGUUUGCUAUGUGGCAUUUUGGGAUGAAAUUACACGCAUAACUCAGGACUCAGAGGGGCAUAUAAUUGGUGAGGACCGAAUGAUUGGUAAAUGGCGAAUUGUGGUUGUUAGGCAGCUCCCUUUUAUGGACCAACGGUUGAAUGGUAAAGUCCCAAAGAUGUUAGGGCAUCGAUUAUUUCCUCAAGCUAGGUAUUCAAUUUGGGUGGAUUCAAAGUCUCAGUUUCGGAGAGAUCCCUUGGGUGUUUUGGAAGCACUUCUUUGGCGUACGAAUUCUGUGCUAGCAAUUUCAGAACAUGGAGCUCGCAGUAGUAUCUAUGAUGAAGGCAAGGCUGUGGUCAAGAAACACAAAGCUGCCCCAGAAGAAGUUGAGGUGCAGCUGUCUCAGUACCAUCACGAUGGCUUUCCUGAUGAAAAAAGGUUCAAUGGAAAGAAAGCUUUAGCUGAAGCUUCUGUAAUUGUGAGGGAGCACACGCCUUUGACAAAUUUGUUUAUGUGCCUCUGGUUUAAUGAGGUGGUUCGUUUUACUUCACGUGACCAACUCAGCUUCCCUUAUGUGCUGAGGCAGCUAAGAGUGCUGAAGAAUGUAAAUAUGUUCCCUGUCUGCACCCGUAAGGAUAUGGUGAAUAGCAUGGGCCAUACUCGCAAAGCUAGAUCUCAAAAAAUUUGAUAUUUCCUCUUGAUAAGGUUAUUCUCUAAUUUCCAUUUGUUUAACUAGGCUCUACAUUUUGAGCAAUUUGUAGAUAAUUGUAUCACUGAAUAAAGUUACACUCACAUAUCUUCAAUGUUUCACUUUUCUGGUUUA